UGUCCCCUUAAACACACCCCUCGCCCUUCAACUGGUGACGCCCUUUGCUCUGCCCCAGUGAUAUUUGUGAGCAGAGUGGAGCUAAAUUUAGCCGUGACAGUACCACUCCUCAUCACAACAUGCUCUGCAGACCGCAGUGGGUUACAAUGGACAGUGUCGCGUUACCACAGAUGCUGCUGUAUCUCACCGGUGUCGCCAGCCAAACAAGAUGUAGACUUAAAGACUCUUGCACUUGUAUUCCUCUCUGUCACGAUGGGCAGCUAUAGCUCAGCCCUCAUUCCUGUCACGGAAGAGUUUGAUUCAGUUGUGUCAAUUGUGGAGCGGCUGAAUGAGCAGGUAACGCUCAUGAUGGAGGAGGAAAGAAAACAAAAGGAGAGCGCAGAGCUGGAUUCUUUAACACUUGAAGAAACCUCUCAGGGAGUGAGCCAAAAUGGGCCUGUCCUGUCUGCAGCAGCACCCAAAAUUGAGCCCACGCAGUCCUUCAUCUCCCUGUUACCAAAGGCUCUCUCUGCUGUACUACAUCCAACACUGGCCCCGGGCCUCCGCUCCAACCCGAGGAGAAAUCCACCGAACCUGGAACAACUGCAGACCGAGCUGAGAGACCUGAGGGACCAGUUUGAACUGAUGAAGAGUCAGCACAACAAAGAAAUUAAACUGCUGAUGAACGAGCUCGAUGAGGAGAAAAGGAUCCGCUUAACUUUACAGAUGGAGAUGCAACGCAUGAAGAAGCACAUGUCUAAAUAAGUGUACUGGAGAACUUCACCAUCAUCAAAGACAAGUUUUAAAGGUCCUGUUGUACACUUAUCCGAUAAAUUAUAUUUUUUAAGUUAAAGAAUUUCCUCCUCGCUCCUUUUUGAUGAAAAAUGAUUGUAUUUUUUGGAAAGAUAUUUCUCGUGUGGUAAUUUUAUUUGCUUUUUUUGUGGGGCUGAUGAUGAGGACUGAAUGUCUUUACUGAGUAAUUGCUGAAAGUGCAAAGGUGAUGCACAGAGGAGUAUCUGAAGUGAGUGCAUGGCCCUGAUAUACAUUCAAUUUGUUUUAUAUGUUUCUGUAAAUGGACUAUUAAUGACUUUGUACUAAAGGGUCUUGAGGUUUCCAUGAAGAGAAAAACGUGUUUUCUGUUUCCCAUGACUGUUGGCUAGAAUGUGUGUUGGAGAUCAUCGCUGUUUAGUUGCUUUCAAUACGUUUUCCUUUAUCAAACCAUGUGGGAAACGAGAGCCAGCAGGUAAUCAGCUAUCAUUAGUUUAUAAUUAUGUGAUGGAGGCACAGACAUGAAGCUUCUAUAGUAAUUUAGGUGCAUAUAGUUUUAAAUGUUUUAACUUUUAAUCGUACAAAAAAUGGACCGACUAAGCUGUCAGUGAAUUCAUCAAUUGUUUAAGUAGCAUUCAUUAAAGAUGUUGCCCAUUA
Molecule: messenger RNA, 1404 nt
Organism: Cottoperca gobio
Lineage: Eukaryota; Metazoa; Chordata; Actinopteri; Perciformes; Bovichtidae
Product: SH3 domain-containing kinase-binding protein 1
Exons: 7
Coding region: 253-744 (163 amino acids)
Source: RefSeq, a predicted model, not a curated record